AUGCCUGUUCAAUGGUGCGCGCAUCCAAUCUAUCAUUUACGAAAAACGAAAAUUGGUCCAAAACCAAGUCAUCCUCGUGGAGAUCGACGAAUAGAUGAAGAGUUAGCAAAAUUUAUCAAUGAUUCACAUGGAAUGUCAUCAAGUUCAUCUGUGCAAUCGAUUGAAGAAGACGAUGUUCUAUGUCGAACAUGCUAUGAAAAAGAACUGUCAAGGUUAAAUUUGCAUAAUACCUCUUUGAAAAAUAUUGAAGAAGCAUAUGAAGACAUGCAUAUUGCUGAAAGAAGUGUAAAAAGACGAUGUACAAGAAAUUUGGUCUUCGUGGAAUCAUCAGAUGAUGACUCUUUGUUGGAAAAGAGUUUCGAAUCAUCUUUGUUGCAAACAUCACGAGAAGAUGAAGAGUCCGAUGGAAUUGAAGAUGAAGUUAGACAAAGUAAAGCCAAGAAUUUGCUGAAUGCUGUGUUUGAAGUGUUAGGUCUGCCUAAAGUUUCGGAUUGGCGUACAAUGGGUAGCAUGAGACGCAGUGUAACAAGAGCGAUAGAAAUUAUUAAAGAAACGGCAAAUGAAAUCGACGCAGCUUCUGAAUCUACGAAAUCUAAAAAUGUAUCACUUUCUGUCAGUGAAACCGACAUUUUGCUUGAUGGUAUGAAACUCUUAUUCAAAUCCAGCGACUAUGAUGAACAAACUCGUCUGUUAACCCUGUCUCCACCUUACUGGGGUCGACCUCAAAUUCAAAAAUUCUUCUCAUGCAACGAAUGGCAAGCUCGCAGGGCAAUUGAACUUCGAAGCUCGUUUGGUAUUCUGGCAAAGAUAACAAACUUUAGCGGCAACCCUCCGAUUGAUCCCACAUUGCUUGAUGAAAUUGAAGUAUUUUUUCAAGAUGAUGCAAUCAGUCGUCAAACAUCAAAUAAAAAAGAAGUGAUUCAUAUAAAUAAACAACCAACUCCGAUUCGCUACAUGACGAUGACCGUUGGGCAAGCUUACACAAUUUUUCUUAAAAAUCUGGAAGCCAGGAAUUCUCUUUGUACGGUGUCCAAAACAGUCUUCUACUCGUGUCGGCCAAAAUGGGUGAAAAUACUUACGCCACACGAUGUUUGUGCAUGUAUUUUUCAUGAAAAUUACGAGUUCUUGAUAAAGGCAUGGAAUAAACUUGGCACUUUGAAAAUUGACAGCAAGAUGCUCAUCAAUAAUAUCGUUUGUCAGUUACCAGCUGAGAAAUGUUUCUUUGGUGAAUGUGCUGCAUGCAAAGAUAGUGUGCCUAGUGCAUUUCUCGAACCAUUACUCGGCCAACACAGCCGCUUCGAUGAUUCAACUUGGAUGAUCUGGAGCAAGCCAAGAACGCCACCGACCACGACGGAAAAUCUCUCUUCCAAAACACCUACCAGUAAUCAGAUAUUAUUACAGAAAGUAAAUGGUUCCAUUGCCGAUCUUCUGGAAGAGUUCGAUGCACAAUGGCUUACAUUUCUGAAGCACAGUUACAUUACCACUGAACAAUCGAAUUACAUUCGAACGAUCAAGAAUGGAGCCAGCGAAUCUGAUACAAUCGUCGUUCAUAUGGAUUUCGCUGAAAACUACAGCCUUCAGCAACAAAAUUCAAUAAUGCAAGCGCAUUGGACAACACCACAGGCCACUAUCUUUACAAUUCAUAUUAAAGUCGACAAAGAUAAUCAUCACAGUAUGGCUAUUAUUAGUGAUUACCUUGAACAUAACGUUGAGUUUGUACACGCUGCUCAAAAUAUAAUCGUUGAUUAUGUUCAAAGUUUAUAUCCUUCGAUAAAAAAACUUAACUAUGUCUCUGACGGUGCUCCUCAGCAUUUCAAGAACAAUAAAAGUAUUCUUAACCUGACUUAUCAUUAUAAUGACUUUGGUAUUCCUGCUUCAUGGUCAUUUUGCGCCACAGCGCACGGCAAGAGUGCUGUAGAUGGAAUUGGCGCUGCGAUCAAACAUCGAGCGAAUAAACAAGCACUUUAUGCCAAUUCCUCCUGUACUAUUUUCACACCUGAAGAUCUUUACAAGUUCGCACGACAAAACACAGCAAUUAAUGUCUUUUACAUGCACAAAAACAGAAUCCAGCAAAACAGCGAAAAGUAUCGCCUGUGUUCUCGAUGGAAUCAGCGUGGAGUCGAAGGCAAAUAUCAAAACUUUCUGAUUCAGCUUAUUUGA
Rotaria socialis is the source of this 2160-nucleotide messenger RNA. The record is from the annotation of a GenBank genome assembly. Lineage: Eukaryota; Metazoa; Rotifera; Eurotatoria; Philodinida; Philodinidae.